This is a messenger RNA of Nerophis ophidion (straightnose pipefish), 4942 nucleotides long. RefSeq names its product plasmanylethanolamine desaturase 1 (gene peds1b). The transcript is spliced from 6 exons. The record is from RefSeq and is a predicted model, not a curated record. NCBI's taxonomy places the organism in Eukaryota, Metazoa, Chordata, Actinopteri, Syngnathiformes, Syngnathidae. Bases 54 to 905 code for a protein of 283 amino acids. Gene Ontology annotation, molecular function: oxidoreductase activity.
GUGGGCUGAGAAGUUGACGUUUCCGUUGGCUCUUGGCUAGCAGCUGAGGCCGAAUGGGUUGGGCCCAAAGUGGAGAAAUGGCGAGAAUGGUGGACGAUAUCGAGUGUAGAGACAAAUUACAAAACCCCGAGCAGCAGGGACCGGGUCGGGGUCCGGCGAGAUGGGGUCCACAACACGCUGGCGCUCAAGAAUUGGCCAAUUUAUAUUCGCCAGGCAAAAGGUGCCAAGAGUGGAUAAGUGUCAUCCUUUGCUUCUCUCUCAUGGCCUUCAAUUUCAUUCACCUCCUUGCCAAUUUCCACCUGGGACAUGUGUGGUACAUUCUUCUGGGUAUCGCUGCAGGGAUCCUCACUGCAGACUUUACAUCAGGCCUAGUUCACUGGGGGGCGGACACAUGGGGAUCAGUAGAUCUCCCCAUCUUUGGGAAGGCUUUUAUACGACCCUUUAGAGAGCACCACAUUGACCCCACAGCAAUCACCCGCCACGACUUCAUUGAGACCAAUGGUGACAACUGCAUGUUAACCAUCGUCCCGCUCGCCAACAUGGCCUUCAACUUUUACACACUAUCACCUGCGGAGAUGUACCACAUCUACCCGUGGUAUUGCUACCUGUUUGCACUCGCCAUCUUUGUGACCCUCACCAACCAGAUUCACAAGUGGUCCCACACAUAUUUUGGCCUGCCUGGCUGGGUGGUGUUCCUUCAGGACCUCCACAUUAUCCUUCCCCGCAAGCACCACCGCAUCCAUCACGUAUCCCCACAUGAGACAUAUUUCUGCAUCACCACAGGUUGGCUUAACUACCCACUGGAGAAAGUGGGCUUCUGGAGGACCGUGGAGGAUCUCAUCCAGGGCAUCACAGGAGAGAAGCCCAGAGCAGAUGACCUCAAAUGGGCUCAUAAAGUCAAGUAAUUCCACAGGCUAACAUCUCGCUACCUCAGAAGAGGCUGGUUCUGUCCCGGCUUCUCAUGCUCUUUUUUUUUUUUUUUUUUUCCUCACUGUAAUUCAUAGGAAGAAAAACUAACAGGUUUCUGAUGCCAUAGCUUUAACUCUUGCACAUUUUGUCUGCUUUUCAAGGCAAUUUUUUCAUUACGCCCGAUGGAGAUCUUCAUUUCAAACGGCAAUAUAUUUGUUAACUGCAAAACAUGACUGGUUGUUGUUCUCGAUAGCAAAGAGGUAGGAGCUCUUUCUAAUGUUUCCCUCACUUCAGAAAAAAACUCAAAACAGUAAGACUAUAGGGCCUUGGCCGUUUAAUCAGAUUAUUUUUUAGCACGGAUUUACUUCAGCGAUUUGCAAUAAUUAAAGGUCUAUUAGAUGCUCAAGUGCUACAUUUAAAUUUAGAUUUUAGAAAUACAAACCCUGUUUCCAUAUGAGUUGGGAAAUUGUGUUAGAUGUAAAUGUAAACGGAAUACAAUGAUUUGCAAAUCCUUUUCAGCCCAUAUUCAAUUGAAUGCACUACAAAGACAAGAUAUUUGAUGUUCAAACUCAUAAACUUAUAUAUUUUUUUGUAAAUAAUAAUUAACUUAGAUUUUAAGGCUGCAACACGUGCCAAAGUAGUUGGGAAAGGGCAUUUCACCACUGUUACAUCAGUUUUUCUUUUAACAACACUCAAUUAACGCUUGGGAACUGAGGAAACUAAUUGUUGAAGCUUUGAAAGUGGAAUUCUUUCCCAUUCUUGUUUUAUUUAGAGCUUGAAUCGUUCUCCGAUGUCGUAUUUUACGCUUAAUAAUGCGCCACACAUUUUCGAUGGGAAACAGGUCUGGACUGCAGAAUGGCCAGGAAAGUACCCACACUGUUUUAUUACGAAGCCACGCUGUUGUAACACGUGCUGAAUGUGGCUUGGCAUUGUCUUGCUGAAAUAAGCAGGGGUGUCCAUGAAAAAGACGGCGCUUAUAUGGCAGUAUUUGUUGUUCCAAAACCGGUAUGUACCUUUCAGCAUUUAUGGUGCCUUCACAGAUGUGUAAGUUACCCAUGCAUUGGGCACUAAUGCACCCCCAUACCAUCACAGAUGCUGGCUUUUGAACUUUGCGUCAAUAACAGUCAGUAUUGUUCGCUUCCCCUUUGGUCCGGAUGACACGAUGUCGAAUAUUUCCAAAAACUAUUUGAAAUGUGGACUCGUCAGACCACAGAACACUUUUCCAUUUUGCAUCAGUCCAUCUUAGAUGAUCUCGGGCCCAGAGAAGCUGGCGGCGUUUCUGGAUGUUGUUGAGAAUGACUUUCGCUUUGCAUAGUAGAGCUUUAACUUGCACUUACAGAUAUAGUGACGAACUGUAUUUAGUGACAGUGGUUUUCUGAAGUGUUCCUGAGCCCAUGCGGUGAUAUCUUUUAGAGAUUGAUGUCGGUUUUUGAUACAGUGCCGUCUAAGGGAUCGAAGGUCACGGUCACUCAAUGUUGGUUUCCGGCUAUGCCGCUUACGUGGACUGAUUUCUCCAGAUUCUCUGAACCUUUUGAUGAUAUUAUGGACCGUAGAUGUUGAAAUCCCUAAAUUUCUUGCAAUUGCACUUUGACAAACGUUGUUCUUAAACUGUUUGACUAUUUGCUCACGCAGUUGUGGACAAAGGAGUGUACCUCGCCCCAUCCUUUCUUGUGAAAGACUGAGCAUUUUCUGGGAAGCUGUUUUUACACCCAAUCAUGGCACCCAACUGUUCCCAAUUAGCCUGCACACCUGUGGGAUGUUCCAAAUAAGAGUUUGAUGAGCAUUACUCAACUUUAUCAGUAUUUAUUGCCACCUUCCCCAACUUCUUUGUCACGUGUUGCUGGCAUCAAAUUCUAAAGUUAAUGAUUAUUUGCAAAAAAAAAAUGUUUAUCUGUUUGAACAUCAAAUAUGUUGUCUUUGUAGCACAUUCAACUGAGUAUGGGUUGAAAAUUAUUUGCAAAUCAUUGUAUUCCAUUUAUAUUUACAUCUAACACAAUUUCCCAACUUGUAUGGAAACAGGGUUUGUAAGUGCAACUCGAGAAAAACAAGAAUGCUUUACCAUUAUUGAUAGCAAAAGAACAAAUUGAUGAAUAACUACUGUUACAUUUGUUGAACUCAAGCACUUUUGGCGUGAAGCUGCAGUCGAUUACACAAUGUGAUAUUAAUAUCUGACCUAUAAUAAUAAUUGUGACCAGCCUUUUGCUUCAAACACGCAUCUCAUCGUGAGCCUACAAAUAUAUUAAAACAAUUGAUAUUUUAAUUUUAACAUUGAAAUAAGUGGCAAUAUGUUUAAACUGAAAUCACAGUCAAACUAACUGGUAGCUUAAUGAGAAGCUAUUUCAUUUUUUUAUUUCAGUCUUUUAAGAAAACAGCAAAUUUUGCGUUUCCCGCUAAUUUUUCUGAGAUUGCGAAAUAAAAAGAUAGACAUUUGCCACUCUUUUCACAGCUCUUAAAACUACUUUUAUCUUGAAGGAAUCGCAUCUGAUUGUACCUAAUUUCGUGGCCUGAGUGUCAAUGUUCUGAGUCACCCAGGUUGGUAAUCUCGUCACAUGACUUUGUGGUCAGGAACGACGCACAUACAGUUUGGUUAAACUGCCUUAGACUCCACAUAUGUUUAUUGAUUGUGUCUUUGUUUGUAAUUCAGCUUUAUGUUGAAAUUCUGUGUUGUGUCUUAAAAUUCCACACACAACUACUAAUGUUGACCAGAGUACAUUACACACAUCAUUUUUGUUUACUGGGUGUUUGAAAGGUUUUUGUGCGCGCAACAUUCCUGUGUGUGUACUUGUGGCAAGUAGACUGGGUGACGGUACAAGGAUGGCGGUUGGCGAGCGAGGACUUUUCUUCACUCUCACUGAUGAGAUUGUGUAAAUUGGUCACUUCAAUAAGUAGUUUGUAAGUGUGUUAUACAGCAAAUAACUAUGCAGCAAGGUAAUGCAAACCUGGGAGGAUUGACCGUGCUGCAUUGAAAACGGACGUAGGGUUGAACUUAUGUACCAAAAUUAUGUCUUCAUUCCAAGGAAAAUAACCCAGUUAAAAGGCUUGAUUGUUGUGCUUCUGAUAGUCUGUCUGCAGUUUAGGGAUAGUGACAUCUUAUAGGCCACAAUUAUGUUUUUAUACUAUGGAAUAUUUAAGUUUUUAAAUCUAUUAUACUUGAAUAUAUUGAAUUUAGGGUUUGCAAAUUUAAAUUAAUAGAACGCUUAUGCUAGUGUUCUCUUAGGACCAUUUUAAGUGCAUACAAUAGAAAAAAACACUAUUUGUUGUAUAAUUCGGGUCACACUGAUGCCGCUGCAACACUGAUAUAUUUCCUUAGAAUAGAUCAACAGCAAAAGAACACUCACAUGUCAUAGUAUUUGUUGAGUAUCGUGAGAAUCGGUUUUGUGAGCAUUUGGUAGUUAAAACACAACGCUGGUUGUUGUUUUGUGUUUAGAGGUGUUGCAUCAGUAUUAGGAACAGAUGGUAGAUAGUUUGGAGAUAGGCACCAGCGCCCCUCGUGACCCCAAAGGGAAUAAGCGGUAGAAAAUGGAAGGAUGGAUAGUUUGGCUGGAGGCUUAAGUGUAUAGCUUUUUGUGAUGACAUCAGUCAUUUUGAAGAGUUUUUGUGUUAUUUGGUGCUACAAAUAUGAACACAAUGUUUGAUAUUAAUUGGUUUAUAAUACUUAAAUACUUCUAAUUUUUUCGUCACUGAAGCUGGUGUGAGAGUAAUGAAUGUCAAUGGGAUCUUAAGACGUGCUUUGUUCAGUUGAUUUGCUUGGUGGUGUUAUUGAAUUGCCUUAUCCUUUCCCUGAUUGAUUUACUGUAAAUCAUGUCAGCAAAAUGGGAACACUUUUGAACCGAGAUUAGAUUGCCAUUCUUUUGUCUCGCUUCUUUUCUGAGGCAAGGCCCUUGAAAAUGUUGUAGUGGGGGUGAUGGACUUUUUAAAUAUCACAAUAAUAUACCUUGAUGCCUUUUUGUUGUCUUCCGUUUGGGAGAUAGACAAUGUGUAUAUGAAACUGUAUUUAUAAAGAAACUAAAUAAAACGUCAAUAAUUACAUCUA